This is a messenger RNA of Cinclus cinclus, 820 nucleotides long. RefSeq names its product testis expressed 30 (gene TEX30). The record is from RefSeq and is a predicted model, not a curated record. The transcript is spliced from 5 exons. Bases 26 to 709 code for a protein of 227 amino acids. NCBI's taxonomy places the organism in Eukaryota, Metazoa, Chordata, Aves, Passeriformes, Cinclidae.
UCACUCACGUGACGUCACGGUCGGGAUGAGCGGGCCGGCGGAGGUUAAAGUGAAAAUACCUUUUGGAAACAAAUACCUUGAUGCUAUAUUUUCUGUCCCAGAAAAGAAACCAACAUAUGGAGUGAUUCUUACUCAUGGAGCUGGAGGAGACAUGAAUUUCCCUCACUUAGUGUCUUUGGCAGCCUAUCUUGCAUCCCACGGAGUUCUGUGCCUGCGGUUUACUUGUAAAGGCCUUAAUGUUCCUUACAGGACUAAGGCUUUCAAAGCAGUUGUGGAAUACUUAAAACUUUCUGAUGAUUAUAAACUUUCUGGUGUUUUCCUUGCAGGUCGUUCCAUGGGCUCACGAGCUGCUGCCUCUGUGAUAUGUCAGCUGAGCCAGGGUGAUGAUGAUGAUGGUUUCAUUCAAGGUCUUGUGUGUUUAUCUUACCCAUUGCAUCGACCAAAGCUGCAGUCCAAGCUCCGGGAUGAGGAUUUAUUACUGAUCAGGUGUCCAGUGCUGUUUGUCUCAGGAUCAGCAGAUGAGAUGUGUGAAAAACAAUUGCUAGAAGGUGUGGUGAGCAAAAUGAAAACCCCUAAAAAAAUCCAUUGGAUUGAUAAAGCAAACCACGGGAUGGCAGUCAAAGGACGAACAAGAAAUGAUGUCAUGGAAGAAAUAAAUGCACAAGUUUUUUCUUGGCUUAGAGAGAAUGUUCAACUGCAGCACAGAUAAUUUGCAGUGUUCAAGCAGCAUCUCCAUUUAGUUUUUCCUAACUGUAGCAAAUAAGGGGUUUGUUAUUUUUAGAGGCAUAUUUUUUUAAACUGAUCUUUUCAGAGGUCUAAG